CUGCAACUCCAUCCACCGGCCGCCGCAGAGGAGUAGGAGAAGGAAGACAUUGAGAAACUGGAAUUCUCAACUAGAUAGAUGGCAAAGACCGUGAAAUUGGAUGAUGACUUAGUUGCAGAGAUCAUCUCUCACCUGCCUUUCAUGCUUGCGAUUCAAUGUAAACUUAUUAGCAAGAGAUUCAACAGUUGGAUUUCGAACCCUAAAUUUUCUCAAACUUUGUUCCAACAUGAUCGAAAGGUCUGGACACUAGACUUGCCUUCUACAUCAUUUGACGUGUCCCGUGACUUGCAGAAAAUUAUUAUCCCACACAGACUUGUUCACCCGAAAGAGAUUUGUGCACUCUAUAGAGCUUUUGUUGUGGCGGUAUGCAGGGGUCUUCUUCUCCUAGUCUUUCCUGGAGUUGGGAUAUUUUGCGUGUUCAAUCCUAUAACCAGAGCCCAUCAGUUGAUACAAUACCGGGGGAACUAUAGGCUAGAGAGACUUGGUGAUGCAGGCUUAUUUGUUGAUUACCCUGCUUCAGAUCUAUAUAAAUUGGUUACCGUGGAGCCACUGGAUGAAGGAAAAGGGUAUAGUUUUCACGUAUUUUCAUCAUCUUCGAAAGAGAGAUUUAAAAGUGGCGUCAAGUCCAAUUAAGAAUGAUGCCCAGCAGCAGCAAAGAUAUACCACCACCACCACCUGAUUAUGUGCAAGAUGAUUCUUUGCAUUGGCUCAACUCUGAUAUACGUGUGCUUGCUUUUGAUGCAAAGAGAGAAGAAGCUACAUUUCUUGACCCUCCUCCUGAGUUCGUCAAUCAUAUGCUUAAUAAUAUAAAUCCAAAGGGCCGCCGCCGCAGAUUUAGGGAGAUUCUAUGCUCUACCUAUAAAAAGUUAGUGAUGGUGCAAGGAGAACUUACUCUUGUUGGCACCUACAAGGACUCAACAAAGAUUGCAGCUUAAGAUUGUGAAACAAGUAACUGGACAGUUUGCCCCACUUUGGCGAAAACCAUUUGGUCUCUACUUCCAAUCUGCAUUGACGGCAAACAGGUGCUAUUCCUAGUAGGUGGUGGAUAUCUGUACGAGUAUGAUUCUGAAACGAGAAGACUAAAAAAACCUGCAGUUUGUAAAGAAGUGGAUGGAAUUCCCAAGUCCACGUUUUCCUUUAAACCAUCGUUAGCCCCAGUUCAUGAGACACUCUCCACAGCAGUUGAUGCUAAACAUCUGCCACGCAUUACUGCAGCGUUAGAUGAGCUUGGAAGAUGUAUUACAAAAGGUAUCAAUUAAUUAGUAUCACUUCAAUUUUCUGUUUUUAUUUUCAAUGUUGCACACCAUAGACCCCCUUGUGUUUUUGCUUCUUGCUAUCUACCUAAAUAGACUAAAGGCGGCGUCUUUUUUGUGUUUCAUUAGUUCUUGCUAUCUAUCAAAGCCAACUAGGGGGGACAAAGGGAAAGGAUAAUGUGUGGUACUUUGGCUGCAUAUAUGAGGAUUUAUUUGGUGGUUAAAGGGUUAAGAAAGUACCAUGUUUCUCCUGGAAUUUUAUGGUUGUUUAGUGGGUUGUACUAGGGAACAUAGUAGGGACCAUGUUGGGUGGAUGUUGGAAGAUGAAUGGGGCUGUUUUGGUUUCCUAUUGUGACCAGAGAUUAAAAUAGAUAGAAGAGACUUUAUUUUGGAUAUCAAAAGGAAAUGAAAUAUAUUUGGAUGUUUAGGGUUGGGUUGGACGGAGUGGGGGUUGGCUAGCGGAACCCUUAGGUCAAAACGAAAGUUAUUUUGGCCUUUCGGGCUAAAGGACUUUGAAUUCUCACUAAAAUGGAUCAUAAUGU
Messenger RNA from Cuscuta campestris, 1795 nucleotides. The record is from the annotation of a GenBank genome assembly. Lineage: Eukaryota; Viridiplantae; Streptophyta; Magnoliopsida; Solanales; Convolvulaceae.